Messenger RNA from Rosa chinensis, 1113 nucleotides. RefSeq names its product collagen alpha-2(I) chain-like. Bases 1 to 1113 code for a protein of 370 amino acids. The transcript is spliced from 2 exons. Lineage: Eukaryota; Viridiplantae; Streptophyta; Magnoliopsida; Rosales; Rosaceae. The record is from RefSeq and is a predicted model, not a curated record.
AUGCUUGCAAUGAUUGACGUCUUAAAUACUGGAUGUAACGCCGCUCCUGAGGUACUAGGAGAUGGCGUUAUUGCCCAUAUUGGCAAUGAUGUGGCGUCUAUGGCCGCAGAAGAUUUCGUAGGACUCAGGCCCUUCAGUACUAUUCGUGAUGGUGGUGACCCAGGAGAUUUCAUAGGACUCGGGCCCGUCGGUACUCGUCGUGAUGUUGGUGUCCUAGGAGAUUUUGUAGGACUUGGGCCUAUUGGUACUCGCCCUGAGACAUUCAAUGGUGGUGUCCCAGGAGAUUUUGUAGGACUCGGGCCCGUCGGUACUCGCCGUGAUGGUGAUGCCCUAAGAGAUUUCGUAGGAUUUGGGCUCGUUAGUACUUGCCGUGAUGGUGGUGUCCCAAGAGAUUUCGUAGGACUCGGUCCCGUCUGUACUCUCCGUAAUGGUGGUGUCCUAGGAGAUUUGGUAGGACUCGGUCCCGUCGGUACUCGCCGUAAUGGUGGUGUCCCAGGAGAUUUCGUAGGACUCGGGCCCGUCGGUACUCGCCGUAAUGGUGGUGUCCCAGGAGAUUUCGUAGGAUUCGGGCCCGUCGGUACUCGCCGUGAUGGUGAUGUCCCAAGAGAUUUCGUAGGAUUUGGGCUCGUUGGUACUUGCCGUGAUGGUGGUGUCCCAGGAGAUUUCGUAGGACUCGGUCCCGUCGGUACUCGCCGUAAUGGUGGUGUCCCAGGAGAUUUGGUAGGACUCGGUCCUGUCGGUACUCGCCGUAAUGGUGGUGUCCCAGGAGAUUUCGUAGGAUUUGGGCCUGUUGGUGGUGUCCCAAGAGUUUUCGAAGGACUUAGCCCUGUUAGAACUCGUUGUGAUGGUGGUAUCCCAAGAGAUUUCGUAGGACUUGGGCUCGUUGGUACUCGUUGUGAUGGUGGUGUCUCAGGAGAUUUCGUAGGAUUCGGGGUCGUUGGUACUUGCCAUGAGACAUUCAAUAGUGGUGUUCCAGGAGAUUUCGUAGGAUUCGGGCCUAUUGGUACUCGUCGUGAAACAUUCAAUGGUGGUGUCCCAGGAGAUUCCGUAAGAUUCGGCCCCGUUGGUGAUGAAGUUUCUAAUGAGAAAAGUGUCUCAGGAGGUUGGGCAUGA